AUGGACGUUUCUCGACCAAUUAUUGAGAAACCUCGUUUUAUAGCAGUUGAAAAAUUUGUAGAAGCCCGUACGAAUUCCAUUGCACAGCUUCUAAAGGCAAUUGAUAACGAUGCUCUUGUUUCCGGAGAAGUUACAAAAGGUCCAAGAACUGCUGCACAAAGAUUGCCCCGUCAUAUGAGGAGAAGAGCAAUGGCUUAUGAUGUUCGAAGGUUUCCUCGAACAAUGAGAGGAUUCGCGGAGUCUCAUCUGAUUUCAAAACACGCGAAAAAGUGUCCAAGUCGAUUUGCCAGAAGAAGAACUGCAAACACCAGAAAUAAAUUCGGUCGAAGCACGAGUAAAAAAGGCAUCUGGCUCUCCACUCACGUAUGGCAUGCGAAACGUUUUCGAAUGAUUCAAAAAUGGGGAUUCAAGAUUGCCGAUCGUAGUUUUCAACGUGGUUUCCGAGCGGUUCUUCGGGAUUCGAACAGAAAUUGUGUGAUUCGAGAUCGUUCGUAUUACACUUGUCUUACAAUUAUGAGCACCGAUGCCUAUUCGAAAAUGUCUGCAUUCUCACAAAAAACGUGUCGAGGACAGUCCUCACGAGGCGAAGAAGAGGAAUGUCAUCAAUUGUAUGUACCUGAGCAAUACCCAUAUGGAUAUAUUGGACCUGCAAAAUUCCAGAAAUUAACUGGAGUUCAAAGCGAUAAAGUUCAUGUUUGGAUUCAUCCAGCAAGUAAACCACAAUUUCUGAAGGCUCUAAUUGAGCAUUACAAACUGGAAAAAGAAGAAAAAACCGAAUUCGAUCAGUUCAAAAACUCUGAAAUGACAGUUACAAUUGACUCGGAGCACAUCAGCCGUUUUCAUUUAUCUGGUCCGAAAUGUCUUUCCAAACUGCGAGAUUCCAUAAGGCUUGUAGAAAAUGAAAGCUUUGGUUCAGAACAUAAUCGUUUUCUCUCUGUUGCUAAUUCUGUGUUCUCAUCGAAUCGGGACGGAGAAGUCCUAUAUUUACUCAUUGAGGAUCCACGAACUACUUGGGAUAGAAAGACUGGUCUCAAGCACAAAGUAGUGAGUGAUGAUAGUACUGCGGAAGACUGGAGAGGCAACAACAAACCGAAAAGUGAAUUUUGGAUUCGAGAAUUCAGAGAGAAUGCUGUAGGAAAAAGGAUGAGUGAUGCAGAUUUCCAUAAACAAAACGGUUCGCGAAUCGGCGGAGUUGUGUCUACAGAAGCCAAAGUUCCGAUUGUUUUGAUUAUUCGAAAUGGAGGAUUAAAAGCUCUCGAUGGAGUUGAUAUUAUUAUUUCGGAACCGUUCGCCAAGGAUCUAUGGGUAUCUCUUCAACGACGUGGUGUCCGUGCCAGUGGUCUCCGUGAUGAGUAUGCUGCUCAUCUGGAAUCAAAAACUCUUUAUUUCCCAUUAGACGAUGUUGAAUCAGAAGCUGGAAAAGAGUCUGAAGCUGCUAUGAAGAAGGAGUUGACUGAAAAGUAUUCGGCAAAGCCACACAAUCGAAGAUGCAAACAUUGGAGUGCUCUUUCAGUCAAAUAUCCAUUUGAAUAUAAAUGGGAUGAACUGUCAAAUGAUUGGAGCAAUGAAACAGCUAAUAAAGAAGGAGCAUUUGCGUGCCGAGAUCUUAAGAUGUUAAAGGGAAUACAAAGUACUCUUAAAGGAAGUUCUGAAUUUGGGAAAGAAGUGAAAGAAGCAGCAGGAAUGUUGGUUCCCGUCAAACUUCAAUUCUUCGGAAGAGGACGUCCGAAAAAGUUUGGAAUGAUUUGUAUUCCAACAGACGAAGAUUUGAUUUCGAUUCGACUGAAUAGAAAUCGAGAAAUCAUUCAAUUACCACCAGCAACAUGCUCUUCAGUUGAUAUAGAGGAGUUUGAGCCGAUGGAAUUAGAAGACGUAGAAGAGUCUAAGAAUAGAAUGCAAGGAUUUGUGUCACUGGAUGCAUCUGCUUCAGAGAAACCGAUCAACUUGAAAUGGCUAUUUGAGGAGACGACUCGACUGGAUGAUAAAACGACAAAGAGAAAACAUGUGAAUAGAAAGAAGAAGGAGUCGAAGAAACGACGAAAGUUAGAGUUCGAGAAGCGACAAGAAGAGGUUGAAGAGGAAGAAAUGCAGAGACAAAAGGCCAACUACAGAUUCUCGGCUAAUCGUGAGAUAAUUGGGCGAGUAGUUGCCGGUGAACAAAGUGUACUCGCUGGACAGGGAACUGCUAUCGGAUAUAUUUGUGCUAACGCUUUGCCACUCAUUGCUUCCAACUAUCACAAAACCAAAACGGUAGUAAUGGUUCGAAACGCCACUUCGAAAUACUAUCAUCCAGCUUAUGUUACGAUUGUGACAAGGGCAGUUCAGAUUUGA
Caenorhabditis remanei is the source of this 2331-nucleotide messenger RNA. RefSeq lists its product as uncharacterized. Gene Ontology annotation, biological process: tRNA 5'-leader removal. Lineage: Eukaryota; Metazoa; Nematoda; Chromadorea; Rhabditida; Rhabditidae. The transcript is spliced from 11 exons. Gene Ontology annotation, cellular component: ribonuclease MRP complex; nucleolar ribonuclease P complex. The record is from RefSeq and is a predicted model, not a curated record. The coding region runs from base 1 to 2331 and encodes 776 amino acids.